AUGGAUCGCACUGAAGAUGGACACAAUAGCACUUACUGCAUUCCAGUUGGCUUGACGAACCUCCAAAAGGACUUGAUCGAAAUUCUUGUUUCUAUGCAUGCCAGAUCAUUACUAGAGCUUAGUAAAGAAGGAGCUUUACCAAAAGAUGAGGAAGACACAAAUCACGCAAAAUUGAUGUUGCCGGCUCUGUCACCAUUUCAGUUGACAAAUAUGCUUGCAGCGAACAUACGAGCUGUUGCCAACCAUCCAUGUCUUCUUGUCGAGCACUAUAUGCCACGCCAACUUUUGCUCAUGGAACCUGCGGAGAGAUUGAUGGCAGGAAGCGCUAAGUUUCAAAAAUUAGCCACAAUUUUGAACUCUCUUUUGUCCAGAGAUCGGGAAAAAUUCUCCAAACCAUUGCAGAUACUUGUUAUAGCGCAAGGAAUUAAGGAGCUGGAUUUAAUCGAGGGCUUUUGUCUGGGAAAACCUGUAAAACUGAAAAGACUGUCUGGAACGAGUCUUUUUGACGAAAAACAUCUUUAUGGCGAGAUCAACACUGGAUCAAGCACCCCAGUACCAUCGUCAGGGUACAAUAAAGACGAAUAUGAACGGGUGUCUCGGAAAAGUAGGAAUAAUUCGAAGAUUGAAGGCGAUUGGUUGUUUCUGGCCACUACUACCCAUAUAACCCGUUCUUCAAAUUUGAUGGACGAAUUCAACGUCGACUUAGCCAUAGGAUUUGAUCCUCUUGUGGACGAAAACCUUUCAUGCUUCAAAAGAAUGCGCUUGGGAGGGAAAAAAGUGCCUCUUGUAAAACUUCUGGUUCAAGAUUCCCCGGAUCACUACGCUCUUGCGUGCAGAUCUUCAGAAAACAGUGAUGAUCUUUUACUGGACUCUCUCAAGCACUUCCUAUUAAACCGACAAUCGAUAAAUGGAGAUUUGGACUUCAAUUGGACGAAUACACUUGUUGACGAAUUGUUGAAGGCCGAGAAUCUGGAUGUCAAUGCCCUUCCUUCCUGCAAACUGGCAGACAGUAAGCGAAUUAAAAGUUUAGUAGAGUGUGUUUCUCAGUAUCCUGGUCUUUCGCCUCUGUCUGAAAACUUCAAGUUGUCGCCUGUAAAUCGAGAUCUAGAUAUCAAGGACUACCAAAGCAUCCUCAUGGACAUCAUAGUGAGGCGGCUGAAGGCCUGUGAAAAUGAUUUCGACUCUCGUCAGCGACAGGUUCUGGAGGCAAGGCUGCGCGAAACAAUGCGCCAAGACGAGUUUGAUAGUGUCAAAGUACAAGCUGCAAAGACCUUCAAGGAAAUGGAAUCUGAUAAAAGUCAUUUGAAUGACUCCAUUAAAACACUUGAUAAGGUUCAGACUGCUCAUGCUAAAAUAUUUGAUAAUGUAAAAGUCAUCUCGGAACGAAGCACAGCCUUUCAGAAUAUACUCGUGGCGUCAGAAGCUUCUCCUGCAGGUCAGAUAGUUUCUUUGCAAGAGAAACUUGCAAGUUUAAAAUCCGAGCUUACAUCAGAAACUCUUAAUAAUAGUCGAAAGAGCUCUGCGAACGAUGAUUUGCGUGUGAAAUACCAAGUCGAGUCUUCAGAGGCUGCAAACAGAUCCUUGACGCUGAAAGCCCUGCAGGAAAAACGCACAGAAAUUAAGGCCAAAUCAGCUGGGCCUAUAACGACAAUACAUAAGGGCACCUCGAAUGAACAAGAAUUGCAAUUGCGAGAAGAACUUAUACGCGUCGUUCAACAGUCCCAAUUCAUCCAGGGAUAUAUUAAGAAAGUACAAAAACACUACUCACUAAAUGGUAAUGCGAGCCCAAAAAAGACUCCUAACGGAUCGCGUACAAGGCGGGGUAGAAACAUUGAUUAG
Molecule: messenger RNA, 1839 nt
Organism: Lachancea dasiensis
Lineage: Eukaryota; Fungi; Ascomycota; Saccharomycetes; Saccharomycetales; Saccharomycetaceae
Source: the annotation of a GenBank genome assembly